UGUUGGUUUCCUAAGACGUGGAUCAGGGAGUCGUCCAUUUCCUUCGCUUAUGAUGAAAGCACGGAAGCGAUGCGGGCACUCGCUGAGGUCACAAUCACUGCUGGGGUGGCAGCGUUUCCGCCACAGCUGGUGAGCAGAGCUGGUGCUCUGGUGAGCGUGCUGCACACCGAGGCUGAGCUCUGGGCCUUCUGUGGAACAGAUCACCCUGUGAGAGCCCGUCAGAAGCACCGCGUGUGCACUCGUCGGUACUCUCUGCAGGGUUCCUGUCCCAAGGGAGAUUUUGGAUCGAGGCAGUCGGAGCAAGAGGGAAGCCAGCUCUUUGCAAGGGCCGGGGAAGUUCCUGUGCACAGAGGCCUGGGAACUUCAUCAUCCUCUGAGCCUUCAGCGGCCAUGUCUCAGCACGGAGACGACCGCGGUUCCAAUUGCUGCCGUCUGAGUGGCAAGAAGCGGCGCGGCGCGGUUCCCCGCGGUUGGGAGCAGCAGCCAGCAGGCUGCCAGAGAUCCCACCGCGCCUUCCUGCGCACAGAGGGACGCAACAGGGACGGACGGUCCUUCAUGCCAUACAGAAGUGAGUUUCUUCAGCCCUCUGUCGUGAAGUGUGGAGGAAUGAUUUUUGAGUAUUCCUUCUGGGCGGGUGCAGCGCUGCAGGGGAUGUCAAGUGAGCAUCGAUUUGGAGUGCAGGAAGGAGCAGUGAGAAGUGAACUAUCAAUCGGUUUGUGUUUGGGCUGUCAAAGUAGCCUCUUUCUGUUAGCUGGGGGGACGUGGGCAUACUGGGCAGUACUUCUGCUGCCUGCUGGUGUCUGUGAAAUCAACACACCUUCUGUUGUUGUAGGGACGGAGCCUGCGCGUCCACGGAGUGGUGCUGGGCAAGGCUGGAAACGCAAAGCCUCCGCAGAAGCUGAUGCGAGCGGCCUUCCAGCAAAGCGCAGCCUUGCAGAAAGGCAAGGCAGAAGCGCCCAGUGUGGCACAGCACCCAAGAGAGGUACAGACACACAGCAGGCACCUGGGUUUGGUGCACUGUCUCUCUAGUGAGGCUUUCUGUCCGUCCUUUCCUGGGACUGUGGAAGUUGUGUGUUGGUUGUCGUCUUAAUCCCUGCAUUUACACUUAGUAUUCCUGUGCUGAUUAGAAAUGUGACGCCACAGUUCAGCUGAGAUCCUAUGAUCCAUGGCCAUGAGCCCUCGAGAUGAGAUGUCCCAGGAUUGUGACCCGUUUUGCAGACUGAAAGUAGUGUUGGGCUGUCAUUAAAUCUCCUUGUUUUUGCUUUCUUAACAGAGAUUGGUGCUGAGCCAAAUGACAAAAUCUAUGUCAAAGUGGUCCAGCAGGUCCAUACUGAGAGAGCUUCGCAACGAACAGCAGCUCAAGCUCCUUUCCAGGCUGGAGGUCCUCUUAGAAGAGCAGGUCCCAGCACAGGGGGAAGACCUUCCCCUGCCGUGUGCCCCCGCUCUGUCUCCAGCACCCUGGCAGGAUGUAAACACAAGGCCUUGGAGGAAGAGAAACCAACAGCAGCUCAGCUGCCUUCCAAUAAGAGAGUGAGGGGGCCGAGUGGAGACGGCGUGCCGGCUCCAGCAGCACACCCUGGGCCUGCUGCUGUGCGGAGCUCCAAGCAAAGAGAAAGAAGACGACAACGAAAAGAGAGGAGAAAGGAGCUGAAGAAGGCUGCCCUCAGAGCUGCCGCUGCACGUGCAGAGGCCUCCGCAGUGGACAGCCUUGUGGAGAUGAUGCAGAAGCUGCAGCUGAAGGACUGAGAGGAGGAGCGUCAGCAGGCAGCAGCUUCUGCAGUGCACGGCAUUUCAGGGCAGCGCUGAGUGCCGCCCAUCUCAGCACUCCACCUUCAAACGUAGUCAAUAAACACCAGUCAAAUUUAUAGAUUCACAGAGAGCGCACGGCCUGAUUUGUCCAGCAGCACUCGGAGAGCUGCUGCACCACCUCCUCGUUAUUGGUCUCGCGGCGCUCGCUCAGAACUGCCACAGCUCCGUCA
Gallus gallus (chicken) is the source of this 1979-nucleotide messenger RNA. RefSeq lists its product as uncharacterized. The transcript has 5 exons. NCBI's taxonomy places the organism in Eukaryota, Metazoa, Chordata, Aves, Galliformes, Phasianidae. The coding region runs from base 70 to 1029 and encodes 319 amino acids. The record is from RefSeq and is a predicted model, not a curated record.